Molecule: messenger RNA, 420 nt
Organism: Durusdinium trenchii
Lineage: Eukaryota; Dinophyceae; Suessiales; Symbiodiniaceae
Source: the annotation of a GenBank genome assembly
AUGGUUGAUCAGCUUCAACUGCGUUUGGUUUCCAAAGUUAAAGCGCUGCAAAGACAAGAGGCCUUCAGCAAGUCUUGGGACAGCUUUAGCAAGGCCAGCAACCUGUUGAAGGAUCCGGGCCGCUGUCCUCCAAGAUUCCUGCUCUCAUGGCUGGAAAGUGUGGAAGAAGUGCCAGAUGACUUGCAGGUGCUUUUGCAGAAGGCAAAGGCACAGUUGGAAGAGACGACCAAGCAACUGGAACAGAACACGAAGCAACGCCUCGUGGUCCAAGGUGAAGAUCGCACGCUCAUGAAACGAAAGCACCACGGACUGCCAAAGAAGCAGAGCCACAAAGGUGCUCUCCCGCCAAUGCUGAGCAUCUCGAAGCUUUAUACAGCAGCCAGGACUGGCAGCCUGACCCACGGAUACCACUUCUCAUGA